Molecule: messenger RNA, 2964 nt
Organism: Budorcas taxicolor (takin)
Lineage: Eukaryota; Metazoa; Chordata; Mammalia; Artiodactyla; Bovidae
Gene: BTC
Product: betacellulin
Exons: 6
Coding region: 223-759 (178 amino acids)
Biological process (GO): positive regulation of mitotic nuclear division; epidermal growth factor receptor signaling pathway; positive regulation of cell population proliferation
Source: RefSeq, a predicted model, not a curated record
GAGGCUCCCUCCUCCCGGCGACACUCGCCGAACCUCCCGGCCGCCUGCCCUGGGUGUUUGCCCGCGCGGUAGCCCGGGUGCCAGCCUGGGGAGUAGUUUCGCUUCCUGCUGGCUCCGGGCAUUCGUUUCCAGGCACCCGGUCGGGCGCUCGCGGCUCGGGAAGGGGGCGCAGGAGGAGGCGGGAGGCUCGUCUAGGGGCUGCGCGGCCCCGCAGCACGGUUGAUGGCCCGGGCCGCCCCGGGCAGCGGCGCCAGCCCCCUGCCCCUGCUCCCGGCCCUCGCCUUGGGUCUAGUGAUCCUCCACUGUGUUCUGGCAGAUGGGAAUUCAACCAGAAGUCCUGAAAAUGAUGGCCUUCUCUGUGGAGAUCAUGCAGAAAACUGCCCAGUUAGCACCACACAACCAAAGCGAAGAGGCCACUUCUCUCGGUGCCCCAAGCAGUACAAGCAUUACUGCAUUAAAGGGAGAUGUCGCUUCGUGGUGGCCGAGCAGACGCCCUCCUGCGUCUGUGAUGAAGGCUAUGCUGGGGCCAGAUGUGAGAGAGUUGACUUGUUUUACCUAAGAGGAGACAGAGGGCAGAUUUUGGUGAUUUGUUUGAUAGCAGUUAUGGUAAUUUUUAUCAUUUUGGUGGUCAGUAUCUGCACAUGCUGUCAUCCUCUUCGGAAACGUCGGAAAAGAAGAAAGAAGGAAGAAGAAAUGGAAACUCUGGGUAAAGAUAUAACUCCUAUAAAUGAUGAUAUUCAAGAGACUAGUAUUGCUUAAUGUCUAUGAAGAUUACUCCAGGUUGAUGGCAAGUUACAAAGUAUCUUCUUACUCAUUUGAAAAUGGACAGAAUGGGUCUCAGGAAACAGCUAGCAAAAUGAAUUUUAAAUAAUGUAUUUACUUUUUGUCCAUAAUGUUAAUUUGUGUUAUUUACUAUUGUUUUUAUAAUAAUAAUAAAUAAUUUUAUUAUUAUACAGUAUUUGGGAAAAGCACCCAGUUAAGCAGGGACAUUUUAAUAAACUUCCAGUUAAGUUUUGUCACCAAAAUUACUAGUCAAAUAAAAAAGAAGAGUAGGAAGGAGUUUAGAUCUUAGGAAUUGCAUUAAUAAUAAAACUACCAUUUAUCCAACACUUACUAUGUGCUAAGAGUUUGAAAUACAUUAUUUCCUUUAAUUCUUUCAAAAACCUAUGAUUCUCAUUUCUCGUGUAUAGAAACAGGCCCUAAGAAACUAAAGGACAUUCCCUGGUGGCUCAGAUGGUAAAGAAUCUGCCUGCAAUGCAGGAGACCUGGAUUUGAUCUCUGGGUCUUGAAGAUAUCCUGGAGAAGGGAAUGGCAACCCACUCCAGUAUUAUUUACCUGGAGAAUCCCAUGGACAGAAAAGCCUAGCAGGCUACAGUCCAUGGGGUCGCAAAGAGGUGGACACAACGCAAGAAGUUAAAUAAUAUAACCAGAUUUUUAGAGUUAGGAGUAGGUGAAGCUGAAAUUGGAACCAAUAUUUAGCCAAGUUCAAAGUUUGCUCUUAACCAUCAUUUUUGUUCACUGGAGUUGUUGCAACCUAAUGCACAAUAUAACCCAAGACUUUACACUAAACUGUGUUUGUAAUGACCGAGGCACUGGUACAUUUUCCUGCACAAACUCAGAUUGCAGAGUCCUGGAUAUAUAUUAACUGUUUAUAUCAUGCUUUUUAUAGGCUUGACUUUAAUUAUGUUUAAUUAUGUUUCUUUGCUCCUUUGUAAAUUCUCAGUGAUAUACAUGCAUUACAUUUCUAAAGCAAACAGCUUUGUCCCACAGUUAGGAAAAUGACAGAGAUGGAAAGUAAUUGCAUGAUCAUCUUUAAGCUCCAGAUAAAUGUUUAUGCUUGCUAAAGGAUAGAUAAAGUACUGGAAGAGGCUCAGCAGAGCCCAGGCAGGAUGUAUAAGGCAUAUAUCCUCAUUUUUGUUCUUCUGGGGUUUCCCAGGUGGCGCUAGUGGUAAAGAACCCACCUGCUAAUGCAGGAUACUUAAGAGACACAAGUUCAAUCCUUGGGUUGGGAAGAUGCCCUGGAGGAGGGCAUGGCAACCUAUUCUAGCACUCUUGCCUAGAGAGUCCCAUGGACAGAGGAGACUUGUGGGCUGUGGUCCAUAGGGUCACAAAGAGUUGGACACAACUGAAGUGACUUAGGACACAAGAAAACAGUACCUGUGAUUGCUCUCAGAUGAAUUUUAGUGCAAUCAAAUUAUGACCAUAGUCACCUGUUACUUGGGACCAUCUUGGCAAUGCUCCUCCAACUCCAUAUUACAGUUAAUGAAGAUUCUUUUUAAAUCUGAAAAAGCAGAAUGCACAUUUAGCCAAAAUUCCAUAAAAUAUGGAAUUUCCUACCUUGGCUUGGUGGAUCAUUUAUAAAAACUGAUGGCAGAUGUCCUCAAAUUACUACAGUUUGGCUGUUGUGCCUAUCAGCAAAGCAGCUUUUCCAGAAUCUUUGCAAAUUCUAAUUUGCAGUGUAGACUCCAUGCCUGAAAUGAAGCAGAGAAUUCAGAGAAAAGGUGAAGUUGUGUAUUACUUUUUAAUCACACACCAUAUUUUAAGUGAGAAUGAGGCUAUGCUUAAGUAUAACACAGAAAUAGCUCAAAUACUAGUAAGAACUAAGUGAAACAAUGACCAUCCUUGAAAUAGGGUCAGUUUCACCUGAUUCAUGUUGUAUACACUCUUUGCAAAAGCUUCCUCUGAGUUUCUUCAUGCUUUCUCUCAGUCUUUACUGAUACUAAGAGCACUUGAAACAAACGUUCAUUAGAGCAUUUAAAAUUUUUAAAAAUGCUAUAAAUAUUUCUUCUUUCCCUAACCAAGGUUGGUUGACCAAUGGAAUCUCUCAAGGCAAUUCAAGCUUGGAAAUUUUGUUUUGAUGCUAAAAUGUGUCUCUUGAAAUUUGGUAGAUCUGAACUACGAAGAAAGAGCUUCAAAGAUUUUCCUAUGUUUUUAAAAUGUAUUUUAUAAUUUUUUUUGCCUAUA